AUGACAGAUUCUAAGUGUGAUCCCGGCAAGUUUGGCCUAGAAUGUGAGAAGACUUGUAACUGUGCUACAGACGAGGCUUGUUUUGUUGCUACUGGAGGUUGUCCUUCUGGCUGUAAGGCUGGAUACUAUGGGGAGGCUUGUCAAAAGGCCUGUGGGCCCCACACCUGGGGCAUCAGCUGUAACCAAAACUGUAAAGAUCGUUGUAUAGACAACACCUGUAACAGGUUUAAUGGAGACUGUGAUAAAGGAUGUAAAGACGCUCAUCAGCCGCCGGCUUGUACACUGGCUUGCCAUGAGACGUAUUACGGCAGCAAUUGCUCACAAAAAUGUAGUCCCAACUGUACCAACAGCCUAUGUCAUCCUGUCAAUGGUCAUUGUUUGUAUUGUGAUGAUGGCAGUGAGGGGGAUUUUUGUGAUCAGCCAUGUGAUCCCUAUCAUUAUGGAAUUCUUUGUAAAUUGAAUUGCUCCAUCAAUUGUUUCCAAUCAAAAUGUGACAGCGUCAGUGGUCAAUGUGAACAAUGUUGUCCGGGUUUAACAGGAAAAUUUUGUCAAAGUGAGAAAGAACAGUCUGACGGAACGUCUAUAGGCAUUGGUAUCGGUGUGGCCAUCGGUGUUGUAGUAACUUCCCUUCUGUUUAUCAUUGCCGCAGUACUUCUACAUCGUAUGAGGAUAUUAUCUCUUGGAAGGAAUCAGAAAAUAAAAAAGGAAAAGCCUGAAAAUAUUCCCGGUAUCAAACUCGAGUCAGAGCAACACAAGAUUUAUACCGAGGCAAUUGAAACUGAGGAGAUUGAUUUACAAGUUAGCUCAAGCCCAUACACAAACCAGAAUGUUCAUACUUACGAUGUGAUUAAUUUACAAGAUGUUGAGAAAUCUGAUUAUCAUAAAUUAAACAUAUAA
Molecule: messenger RNA, 897 nt
Organism: Physella acuta
Lineage: Eukaryota; Metazoa; Mollusca; Gastropoda; Physidae
Product: multiple epidermal growth factor-like domains protein 10
Molecular function (GO): scavenger receptor activity
Source: RefSeq, a predicted model, not a curated record